Molecule: messenger RNA, 2002 nt
Organism: Phacochoerus africanus (Common warthog)
Lineage: Eukaryota; Metazoa; Chordata; Mammalia; Artiodactyla; Suidae
Gene: CABP7
Product: calcium binding protein 7
Exons: 5
Coding region: 41-688 (215 amino acids)
Molecular function (GO): calcium ion binding
Source: RefSeq, a predicted model, not a curated record
UCAAAGUUUGCGGCGGGCGGGCGGGCGCGGAGCCUCCAAGAUGCCGUUCCACCCGGUGACGGCGGCGUUGAUGUACCGGGGCAUCUACACCGUGCCCAAUCUGCUGUCGGAGCAGCGCCCCGUGGACAUCCCUGAGGACGAGCUGGAGGAGAUCCGCGAGGCCUUCAAAGUCUUUGAUCGCGAUGGCAAUGGCUUCAUCUCCAAGCAGGAGCUGGGCACAGCCAUGCGCUCCCUGGGCUACAUGCCCAAUGAGGUGGAGCUGGAGGUUAUCAUCCAGCGGCUGGACAUGGACGGUGAUGGUCAAGUGGACUUCGAGGAGUUUGUGACGCUCCUGGGACCCAAGCUCUCCACCUCGGGGAUCCCAGAGAAGUUCCACGGCACCGACUUUGACACUGUCUUCUGGAAGUGUGACAUGCAGAAGCUGACAGUGGACGAGCUGAAGCGGCUGCUCUAUGACACCUUCUGUGAGCACCUGUCCAUGAAGGACAUUGAGAAUAUCAUCAUGACGGAGGAGGAGAGCCACCUGGGCACGGCGGAGGAGUGCCCUGUGGACGUGGAGACCUGCUCCAACCAGCAGAUCCGCCAGACGUGCGUGCGCAAGAGCCUGAUCUGCGCCUUCGCCAUCGCCUUCAUCAUCAGCGUCAUGCUCAUCGCGGCCAACCAGGUGCUGCGCAGUGGCAUGAAAUAGGUGUCUCCUGGGCACCCAGUCUGGCGCGCUGCGCAAGGGGUGGGGCCAGCUCCACACCCACCACUGACUGUAGUCCCCUCCCUCAGCCUGCUCCCUGGGCCCCACUGCGUGCACUUCAGGGCCUGGAUGUCCAGCGACCCCACCCACCUGCCCCAUGGGCCUUGCAUGGAGCUGCAGCCCGGCUGUGGAGGGCCUGGUGGUGGCUCUGAGGACAGGCCCCUGGCGUGCCCCUGCAACCUGCCCCACCCUGGCCUGUAUGUAGCACUAACUCUUCCCACUGUCCAGGGGCUCCUGGGAAAUUAAGGAGCAAUUUGUGGCUGCUGAGGUCCCUCAGGCAGGACGGGGCACCAUGUGCUCAGGGCCACACAGCCAACCCAACCCUGGUCCCUGAGGUUUGCCCAGGGCCAUGGGGGGGAGUGUGGGGAUGGGCAGAAAGCUACUCCCGGAGAGGGACAUGAGGCCGGGGUCUCCUGGGCCCUACUCCCUGGCAUGGCCUGAGGAAGCCCCUGGCCUUCUGCUGAGUUCCUCCUUCUGACUCUCCUUAGACUCAAGCCCAGCCCUUUUCCACAACCACUGGGGCUGGAGAAUCAGCCCAUUUCAAAGAUGAGAAACCUGAGGCUCAGAGGGCUCUCAGAUUUGGCCUCAGUUCCCCCAUCAAUGAUCAAUGGUGGUUUUUAGGAAGGGCAGAAGCCCACAGAAAAUGGAGCAUCUGAGGUGGCCCGGAAGGUACCCCACCCAUUGGGCCCCUCCCACCAGAGGCCUAGUGACCUGAGGGCCACAUUGCCCCACCCCCACCAUGGACUCUAGACAUGGAAUGCAGUUGAGGCAGGAAGCAGAGUUGGGACCUGGAGGCUGGGAAUCACCUGAGCAGCCUAUUUGCUCUCCCCACUGACCGGGGGGUCCCUCCAGGGCAGAAGCCACCCUUGGCAUCAGUGCCAGAAGCCCAGCCAGGCCACUGUCCCAAGCCUAGGGCCGGUCCUCCUGGGUUCCCCACUUCACACCAUCCAGGCUGGGGACCCAGCUCCCAGCCCCGCCCCAGUUGUGUCAGCUCAGCACGGGUGGACGUGAGGGGCAGACUGAGUCCUCAGCUCCCCCGCGCAAAACCAGAGCUACUUCUCACCUGGGCAAGUCACCUCCCUGCUGGCCCCCUUCUGCCAGCCCCUAGGAGAGAAGGGCAGCAAGCACCCGUCACCCUGGAGAGGAACUCUUCUCACUCUGGCCCUGCCCACUUCUGACCUGGGGCCAGAGCAGGGAGCUGAGGGCGCCAGGUGAGGGCCAAGAACAGCCACACCACUGUAGUGACAGACUUUCUUU